Molecule: messenger RNA, 3493 nt
Organism: Periophthalmus magnuspinnatus
Lineage: Eukaryota; Metazoa; Chordata; Actinopteri; Gobiiformes; Gobiidae
Product: macrophage colony-stimulating factor 1 receptor 2-like
Exons: 22
Coding region: 202-3213 (1003 amino acids)
Biological process (GO): multicellular organism development; protein phosphorylation; cell surface receptor protein tyrosine kinase signaling pathway
Cellular component (GO): CSF1-CSF1R complex; signaling receptor complex
Molecular function (GO): macrophage colony-stimulating factor receptor activity; ATP binding; cytokine binding
Source: RefSeq, a predicted model, not a curated record
GGAAGUUUUAGUUUCACUGAGUCUAAAUCUGGACCAACGAAGACCAGAACGGCUCAAGACCUGGACUCAGCCUGGUCUGGUCUCUGGUCUGGUCUCUGGUCUGGUCUCUGGUCUGGUCUCUGGUCUGGUCUCUGGUCUGGUCUCUGGUCUCUGGUCUGGUCUAAACCUGGAUUAAACCUGGUCUAAUCGAGGACUCUGAAGAUGCUGCGGUCCCUGGUCCUGAUCCUGGUCCUCGGAGCUGGACUUUCUCAGGAGGUUUUGGGAGCAGCUCUUCAAAUCAGUGUGAAUGAUUACAUCAUCCCUGACCAAUCAGAGAGGACCCUCCUCUCUGGCUCCGCCCUCUCGGUGCGUUGCCUUGGAGAUGGGCCUCUGUUGCUACAGAGCACGUCAUUUAGACUGAUGCACGAUGCCCUCGGCAACCACGUCACCGUGACCCGGACAAACCCGCGAUACACAGGGACAUACACCUGCUCAGCUCCAGCCAAUCACAGCUCAGUCCCAUCCACAGCCCCGCCCACAGCCACAGUGCACCUGUAUGUGUCAGACCCCUCAGAUCCCAGUUCAGCGUUUGUCGUGCCCCGGUCCCGGGACAGCGUCGAGGAGGGGCGGGACUUCCUGCUGCGCUGCCUUCCCACAGGCGCUGACAUCACUGAGCUCUCUGUGCAGUCAGACUCUGAGGGGAGGGGUCUGCCGCAAGGCAUGACCUUCACCUUUGACCCCCGGCGUGGCGCUUUGGUGCAUGCGGUUCAAAGGUCAUUCGAGGGGUGGUACCGCUGCAGGGGGCGGAGAAACGGACAGGAAGUGACAUCAGCGCCCAUAUACCUGUGGGUGGAGCACAAGUUGGAGGACCCGCCUUCUUUGUCUGUCUCUCUGAACACUGUGAUCCGAUUGGUUGGUGAGAGGUUUGAGGUCACAUGUUUCAGCAGCAACAAGAACCACUUCUUCAAUCUCACCUGGACACGCCCCCCAGGGCAGCUCUCCUCACACUCACAGUCCGUGGCUCAGUCUCACUCUCAGACCGGGGUCUUUAUAAACCGGACCUUGGUCUUGGUCUCAGUCCAGACCCAGGACUCUGGAGUCUUUACCUGCACAGGUGUGAACAAGGCGGGAGUCUCCAGGGCAACCACACACCUGGAGGUCAGAGAGCGACCCUUUGUCACAGUUUCCCUCCGCCUCCAUAAUGUCACAUCCCUCAUUGCCAACGUCACCCACGGCAACAGCAGCAUCACCGCUGCCAGCACCGCGAGGGGAGUGGCUACAGAGGAGGUGGGCGGGGUCAGUCGCCUGGAGGUGUCCGAGGGGAAGGACCUGAGUCUGACCUUGCCGUUCGAGGCGUAUCCUCCAAUCAGAACGUUCCGCUGGGUAACUCCAGGUCACAUGACCAACAGCAGCCUGAGCACAGAGGAGCACCGCCCCCAGGAGCACAGGGCGGAGCUGAAGCUGCUGAUUGGUCGAGUUCAUCGCAGAGACACUGGACGUUACUCUCUGCUUUUCUCCAACGACUUUUUCAGCGGAAACAUCUCCCUCCUCCUCAGAGUGCACUACCCCCCAGUGGCUCAGGUUCUGAGACUGGAGUCUGGUCUCGUUUGUCGAGGAUCUGGGUUCCCUCUGCCCUCCCUCAUCUGGACCUCCUGCCCCGGGGUCACCGACAGGUGUGAAGAUGGGGAGGAGCUGGACUCAGAGGAGCAGGCUGAAGGAGAUCUGGAUGAUUCUGAGGACUUGAUUGAGGACAUGGGGGAGGAGUCAGUGGAGCGACCUCUGACCUUGCAGCCGUCCCCUGGUGAUGACAUCACUGUGGUGUGCUCAGCCUCCAAUCACAUGGGGCAGUCACGUGACAUGCUGCAGCUCCGUGAACCGGAGUCCCUCUUCCACCCGCUCCUGAUUGGCUCAUUCUGUGUGGGAGGGGUGCUGCUGCUGCUCCUGAUGGUGGCGGUGUGGAAGUGGAAACAGAAGCCUCGGUAUGAGAUCAGGUGGAAGAUCAUCGACAGUUAUGACGGAAACACUUACACGUUUGUGGAUCCGUCUCAGCUGCCGUACGACCAGCAGUGGGAGUUCCCCCGAGACCGGCUCCGACUCGGAGCCGUCCUCGGAUCUGGAGCUUUUGGGAAAGUUGUGGCUGCGACGGCUUUAGGUCUGAACCCCGAACAGAACGAGACGACUGUGGCUGUGAAGAUGCUCAAACCAGGUGCUGUCUCUGAGGACCGUGAGGCUCUGAUGUCGGAGCUGAAGAUCCUCAGUUACAUCGGCUUCCACCAGAACAUCGUCAACCUGCUGGGAGCCUGCACCAGAGGAGGUCCGAUGCUGAUGAUCACGGAGUACUGUCGUCAUGGCGACCUGCUGAACUUCCUGCGGACCCGGUCGCAUCACUUCCUGUCUGAUGAGAAAGUGCUCUAUCGGAACAUGGGGCCUCGUUCAACCAAAGAGCGUCCGCGCAGUGACAGCGGCAUCUCCUGCAGCUCCGAGUACCAGGAGAUGAAGCCCCUGGGACCAAGACCCGGAUCAAGACCAGGACCGAGACUUGGACCAGGUCUGGAGCCGGCCUCAGACGUUCCUUCCCUCUCGCUGGUGGACCUCAUGAGGUUCUCUCUGGAGGUGGCUGAGGGGCUGGACUUCCUCUCCUCCAAAAACUGCAUUCACCGGGAUGUGGCGGCGAGAAACGUGCUUCUGACCGAACACUGUGUCGCCAAAAUCUGUGACUUUGGUUUGGCCCGAGACAUCCGCAACGACGACAGCUACAUCGUCAAGGGCAACGCCCGUCUCCCGGUGAAGUGGAUGUCUCCAGAGAGUAUCUUCCUCUGUGUUUACACCACUCAGAGCGACGUGUGGUCCUACGGAGUCCUGCUGUGGGAGAUCUACUCUAUGGGUCGUAGUCCGUACCCAAACAUGGCGGUGGACUCAAAGUUCUACAGGAGCAUCAAAGAUGGAGUCCACAUGGAGCGGCCGGACUUCGCUCCAGCGGAAAUGUAUGACCUGAUGACUCGCUGCUGGGACCUGGAGCCUACUCGACGGCCCACCUUUAACACCAUUGGUCAGAUCAUCUCUGGGCUCCUCCCCUCCACCAAUCACACGCCGCCACCUCAAAGCCCUCAGGUGAUUUACUCAAACAUCAACGAGACGAGAGACACGAGAGACGAGGACAAGCCCAACCACGCCGAUGGAGGUUCUGAGGUGAACCAAGCAGAACCACAGAGGAACAUCUACCAGCUCUCCUGAGCCUCAGAGGAUCAGUCCUGUCCAUUUGUACAAAUGUAUCAAAAUCCACAAAAUGAAGCCUCCUGAGAUGUUCUGAAACGCAUGGAACUGUGGGACCGUGUCAUCUUUCUCUGCACAUCAUGUCUAAAUGUGUCAUGUGACGUGUGGAGUUUGAAGCAUAGAUCUGAUCUUGUGUAAUUUACAUGUGUGUAAAGUUUGUACUUUAUUUGUUCAUUUGAGCAUUUCUGUAGCAAAAGUUUGAGGUCACAUGUGACCUGAAAAUAAAUGUUUGUCCUGGUUC